Molecule: messenger RNA, 7254 nt
Organism: Bufo gargarizans (Asiatic toad)
Lineage: Eukaryota; Metazoa; Chordata; Amphibia; Anura; Bufonidae
Gene: WNK2
Product: WNK lysine deficient protein kinase 2
Exons: 27
Coding region: 1-7254 (2417 amino acids)
Biological process (GO): positive regulation of sodium ion transmembrane transporter activity; negative regulation of sodium ion transport; positive regulation of potassium ion import across plasma membrane
Cellular component (GO): cytoplasm; cytosol
Molecular function (GO): chloride channel inhibitor activity; potassium channel inhibitor activity; protein serine/threonine kinase activity
Source: RefSeq, a predicted model, not a curated record
AUGUACCAUGAAUCCACCAGACUUGGGACACAGGGCUCUCAGACUGCAGCCACAAAUCUAAUGGAUAGUGGGCUUCAUUGCAAAAAGGAUCCAGUUCUGAGAAAAGGGUGUCUUGCAGAAUCCAAUGACUCUGCGGGGAGACCGAUGAAUAUUCAUGGGAUGAACACUGGUGUGGAUAUCCUGGACACUGCAAUGCUCAACUCGGGGACAGCAACCCAGCUUGUGCCAGCUGCUAAAGACUUUAAAAAGGUCAAGCUGAGGUUCUUAAGAAGGACUGUGGUAGAGUCUGAUCAGGAAGAACCUCCGGUUCUAGACUUGGGUGAAUCUCCUCACCACAACAAGGUCAUCCCUAUCUCUAGAGCCAGGAGAGCCAUUGCCAAGAGAGCACAUGGGACCAGCGACCGGGCUUUGACCAAAGAGGCCCCUGAACCCAAGUUCGAGACCUCUAGGGAAAGCAAAGCGGAAGAACCUCCAGAUCAAGUUGAAAAAGAGAAAAAAGAUGAACCUGACACUUCUAAAGAGGUACCAAAGUCCAAAAAAGAAGAGGAGAAUGAUGAAGAGGAGGCAGACAUAAAAGCUGUUUCUACCUCCCCUGAUGGCAGGUUUUUAAAGUUUGACAUAGAAAUUGGAAGAGGAUCCUUUAAGACUGUUUAUAAAGGUCUGGAUACAGAAACUUGGGUGGAGGUGGCAUGGUGUGAACUCCAGGAUCGUAAACUAACGAAGCUUGAGAGACAACGGUUUAAAGAAGAGGCAGAAAUGCUGAAAGGUUUACAACACCCGAACAUUGUCAGGUUCUACGACUUCUGGGAAUCCUGUCUGAAGGGGAAGAAGUGCAUUGUUCUAGUUACCGAACUCAUGACAUCAGGGACACUCAAGACAUACUUGAAGAGAUUCAAGGUGAUGAAACCAAAGGUUUUACGCAGUUGGUGUCGGCAGAUACUGAAAGGAUUGCACUUUCUUCAUACGCGGGCACCACCCAUCAUCCAUCGGGACUUAAAAUGUGACAACAUCUUCAUUACAGGGCCAACUGGCUCUGUGAAGAUUGGAGAUCUUGGGUUGGCUACUCUGAAACGAACUUCUUUUGCCAAAAGUGUAAUCGGAACUCCGGAGUUUAUGGCACCUGAAAUGUACGAAGAACAUUAUGAUGAGUCUGUGGAUGUUUAUGCUUUUGGAAUGUGCAUGUUAGAAAUGGCUACCUCAGAAUAUCCAUACUCCGAAUGCCAGAACGCUGCUCAGAUAUACCGGAAAGUGACCAGUGGUGUGAAACCAGCAAGCUUUGAGAAAGUGUCAGACCCUGAAAUCAAAGAGAUAAUUGGGGAGUGCAUCUGCAAGAACAAGGAGGAGAGAUAUGAAAUCAAAAACCUAUUAAGCCAUGCUUUCUUUGCUGAAGACACUGGGGUGAGGGUGGAACUUGCAGAGGAAGACAACGGCAGGAAGUCCACGAUUGCCUUAAGACUGUGGGUCGAAGACCCUAAGAAGUUGAAAGGGAAACCCAAAGAUAAUGGAGCCAUUGAGUUUACUUUUGACUUGGAGAAGGAAACGCCUGAAGAUGUUGCACAAGAAAUGGUUGAAUCAGGGUUUUUUCAUGAGAGCGAUGUAAAAAUUGUGGGAAAGUCGAUACGAGAUCGAGUGGCGUUAAUCCAAUGGAGACGGUCAAGGAUUCGGGAAGAGAGUGGUGAUCCUGAGGGGCUGGAACAAAUGAAUGCGCCCCAGAUACCACUUGCACCAUUGGCCCAUUCUUCCCACAUAGGUCAACACAUGGUAAAUGAAGCGGAUGAACUUGAGAUUGACCAGCAUUCCUUUUUGCCCAAACUACCCGCCAGCAUUACUUCAGUAGCAUCUGACAGCACAUUUGACAGUGGUCAGGGGUCUACAGUGUAUUCGGAUUCACAAAGCAGUCAGCAAAGUGUCAUUUACUCCUCUCUGCCAGACAUUCUACCCCCUGCCGUCCAGCGAGUCUACAGCCCACCCAUCUUGGAAGGUCAGGCUCUGUCACAGAGUCCUCAGCAUCAGCUGGGGCAAUACCAGCAAGCUGCAGCACAAAGUAUUAUUGUCCCACCACUUGUUAAAGAACUUUUUGGUUCACAAGUAUCCUUGCGUUGCCCCCAAGACAUCUUGUUACAAGACUGUUUCAGUAAGCCCUAUAUGGAUUACAGUGACAGUCAAAGAAGAUGGCAUGCAAAAUGUCCUAAUGUUGAAUGUCCAAAGCAAUUUAUGGAUGGUGUUCACUAUGGCACAAGAAGCCCACAAACCUGUGAGCAAUGCAAGUUUUCAAACAUUGACAUUUCCUCAAGUUUCCUCAGCUCUGGCAGGUGUCACAUCAUUGACCAAAACCUGCUUCACGUGAAUCCACAUUCAUAUUCCACACAUCGUAGACACAGUGAUCCUACGGUGACCUCUAAUACAAGGACAGAUUUCAUGGAUUCAGUUUCUGCUGAGUGUCUGUCAGAUAUUAAAAAUGUCAAACUGUCAAGGUCAACGAAGGCCUACAUGCAAAGCUAUGACCCUUACAUAGACUCCACUCGAGAAAGGAGACCUCCACCGAGGUCAUCUUCGAGUCUUUGUUUAUGCAAUCUUGAAAAAGAUUGUAUGUCUUUACAUCUUCACCGAGGACCUGGGCAAAGUUUAGAUCUUCCUAGUCUCCAUGAGCUACUGAACAUUAUUAUGAACCAGAAGACUAGGACAACCUCUUUGAGAGUGCCAACAGUGGUGAAUGGUCAUGAAUCGUACAACCUUGGGAAACCAAACAGUUAUUCGAUACCACUUGACAAUUGUGUCAAUGGAAAGUACUAUCCAAGCUGGAAAUUAAAUCCGCCUACUGAGCAUUUGGAGACUUGCGCAUUUACUGGAAGAAAUGGCUGCCGUGUGCAUGGGGCUUCUAGCACCCCUCCAUUGCACCCUGGACUACCACAACACCAUUACCAAGACCCAAGCACAUCUUACCCGGCUGUGCAGCCAACCAACGUUGGGUCUCUCCAGUUUGGGCCAGCUACACCUGUAUUAUCCAGCCAGCAGCCAAUUCAACACCAACCUAUGCUACAGCAAAUUCCAGCCGGGCAGCCAGUCUGCCCAAUGCAGCCUACCUCCCAUACAUACCCACCGUACCAGCCCCCGCUCACUCCAGCACUGACAAAACCCCUACAGAUCUCCAGUGUACCACUGCAACAGCACCAGGUACCUGCAUCCCAGCUUCCUCCGUAUCCUCUCAUUCCAGCAGUUACUCCUCUAACAGGACUCGAGAGCCUCCCUGCCAAUCUCUCUGACUUACCUGCUGUCUGUAUCACCCCCCUGCCUGCUCCCUGUCAGUAUUUCCCUUCAGGUGUGGUUAUGUCCAACCUUCCUGUGAAUGCUGCAGGGCUCCCGACAGGGCACAUAGUCAACCCACAGUUGGUGCUACCUUAUGAGACUAAUCUUAUGCAAAAUAUACAGGUGGCUCCUGUACCUUUAUUAGCGGUGGCUACCCCUGGUGGGCCUGGAUUGCCAACCCCACAACCACUGCAUGCCCAAAUGCCGAUGUACCAGGCCUCCUUUCAACAGAUCAUUCAGAGUGAUGUCCCUUCGGUUCAUCACUCACCAAGUGUUCCGCCUGUGUCACAGCAACCCCAUCCACCUCCUCCUCAGUCACAUCAUCCGAGCAUAACCCAUCCUCCCGAUCAGACUACAUCUGGGGCUGGGAACCAGGUCAUGGGUCUUCCUCAGUAUUCAGUGGAACUGGGCACUACCAUAACAAUGCCUGUUGCCUCAGUGAUCUCUCCACCUGUUUAUCUCCCAAGUGAUACUCCCCCAUCCCUACAAGGGCAAGAUCCACUUGCACAGGUCUCAUACCCACAUGUCAUAACGGAGGCGACGUUUGCUGAAAAUCCAAGUAUACAUAUGGGGUCUAGCCUUCCGCAACGCUCUGAUCCUCAUAACCUGGCCACCAUCCGGCCAUACACAGAAUCCAGUCAAGAGGAAACAAUAUUACAAGAGAACAUCCAGACCUCAACUCAAAGCUGUGACAAUUAUGUAGGUUCUGAUGCAGCAUCUGGCAAAGAAAUGAGUGAUGGGUAUGAGGGCAUCCAUAGCACCAGUAAACAAGAUGGAAAACCAGCAAGGAAACAUCAUCGCAGGUCGUCUCGUACUCGCUCUCGGCAGGAAAAGACCAACAAACCCAAACUGACCAUUCUCAAUGUGUGUAACACUGGAGACAAAAUGGUGGAAUGUCAGCUGGAAACGCACAACCAUAAAAUGGUGACCUUUAAAUUUGACUUGGAUGGUGACGCACCUGAGGAGAUUGCAACGUACAUGGUGGAAAAUGAAUUCAUACUGCAGGCCGAGAAAGAGAUUUUCAUUGAGCAGAUGAAGGAUGUUAUCGACAAAGCAGAGGACAUGCUGAGUGAAGAUACCGAAGGGGAGAGAAGCUCCGAUCAAGGGGCAAGUCCUCAGCAAACAGACUCCUUCAGGGUGGAAAUGAGGGAGGAAAAUCCGCUUCACCCUGUAAGCACCCCAGUAUAUCAGCAGAAUGUUUUGCAUACGGGAAAAAGGUGGUUUAUUAUCUGUCCAGUGAAGGAAUGCCCAAGUUCUGCAGAAGUGUCAUCAGUUAAUGCUAACCAGGAAAUACAGCGGAAUGUUGCAGAUGAAAUGAUUUCUGAAGAUAAUCAACGUGAGUGUCCUACAAAUGAGGAGAAGAUUAAUCAAGGUGUGGGUCAAUCUUUUUUAACAGAUACAUGUGACCAGUCUACAGCAAUUCCUGCUUCCAUGACCCAGUCCUCGUCAACAGUCUCGUCAUCUGAACUGCAAACUCUUCCAGAAUCCCUUUCCUUCCUCCAAGGAGAAACUUUAUCUUUUGGUGCUUCUGCUGUUUUACAACCAGUGAUUGAAGCACAGCCUGAAACUGUAGGCUCUGAUGGUCUUCUGUUAAAAGAGGCACCAGUAGCACCUGUGGUACCUCAACCAGAGCACAAGUCGUGCAUAUUACCAUCUGAUCAGACUUGUAGUUUGAUGUACACAAAUGAUACUGCUCAGACAGAACAUGGCAAACGUGACAAUGGUCAUGCGCUGCAAGUUCCUCAGGAAAAAGUUCUUGAUCUUAAGCCUGAGCGGCAAGGUUUGUAUGAAUCAGAAAGUGAUUCACCUAUUGUAGUCCAGGUCAAGUCCAAUGCUGGUUCAGCUGUUCCGGGUGUCCCAAGAACUGAUCAAUUGCAUGCCAUUCCAGAAAUAUCUCCAGCAUUGCAACCUGUCUUACAGUCACAAGCCCAAGGUUUAGCUCUGCCAGUGGUGAACUCAAAUCUCCAGCAGUCGGGUAUAGAGUCUGAUGGAGAAGGUCCACCUAGAGUGGAGUUUACUGAUGACACAAUUAAAACUCUAGAUGAGAAGCUUCGUACUUUACUGUACCAAGAGUAUGCUCCAGCCAACAUGACUGCUGGAACACCGGAGAACCCACCAGAGGUGAUCAGCUCCCAACCCCUAAACCUGGACCUCAAUGGAGAACCGGUAAAUCUGCUGGUAGAAAAUGGUGGUGAUAUUUCUUGUGAUUUAUCAAAUCGGAGGUCAUCAGGUCAAGCACAAGGACGUGACCCUGGAGAGCAGGAUUUAAAAGAGGGAAGUGCCGCAGACAGAUCUCCCAAAAAGAGAUCACAUCAUGCUGACAAGUCUAAAACCAUUGGGAGAUUUUCUGUGAUGAGUACUGAAGAUGAGGUAACCAUAACCUCUCCAAGUUACCUGAGGUUUUCUGCACCGCCAGAUGUUUAUCUGGAUAAGCUUCCACCACAACCAGUCAGGACCUCAGUACCACGAGCUCACACCUCCUCACCUAUAAACUCUCUCUUCUGUGGACAUGUGUCUAGUGAUUCAGGGGAUGAAUUCCUUCCACCAAAACCCAAAGAUGCCCCUUCCACCCCAAGCAAAGGGUCCACUAAUGACUUCAUGAAGAAAGCUGCUGCUUUUUUGCAUCGAAAGGCCAGUAUGCAAAGCCCCGAUUCUCCUACAGGCCAGGCCAUGAAAAUCCCCUCAAUAAAUGUAACGUCUUUUCAUUCGCAGUCUUCCUAUAUGAGCAGUGAUAAUGAUUCUGAGUUUGAAGAUUCUGACAUGAAGAAGGAGCUACAGAAUCUCAGAGAAAAGCACAUGAAAGAAAUUUCUGAGUUGCAAGUGCAGCAGAGGAAAGAGAUAGAAACCCUUUACAUCAGGCUGGGUAAACCUCUGCCCCCUAAUGUGGGAUUCCUUCAUGCAGCGCCACCAAGUGGCCGCCGGCGGAGAAUCAGCAAAAACAAGCUGAAAAGUGGGAAGCUGCUCAAUCCGUUGGUUCAGCAACUGAAAAACGGUACAAGUGAUAUAACUACAGAUUGUAAUGGAUCUCCUUCCAAGGAUCCAUUGAAGUCCCACCUGGACCCAAAGACCCGUCUUGCAGGUUCCUCCCUGAAGGCAUCUCCGGGUCAGGCCGUUCAGACACAGCAGCCUUGCUCAGUGAAAGUGACAGUGUCCUCAGAUAAUAUCUGUUCUGGGGUUGCCCGGGAUGGUGUUGAUAUGCAUGGCAGCGGCGGACAAGGCUGGACGGUUUACCACCAAACGUCUGAGAGAGUGACCUAUAAGUCUAGUAGCAAACCUCGUACCCGAUUCCUCAGUGGACCUGUGUCUUUAUCCAUCUGGUCCACUCUGAAACGGCUAUGUCUAGGCAAAGAGCACAGCAGUAGAUCCUCAACGAGCAGUCUUGCCGCAGGCCCCGAACAGUCGUCUGUCCCUCCUGUGACUGCUUCUCAAAUCCAGGCUCAGUCUAACAAUAGUAACAACAAAAAGGGGACGUUCACAGAAGACCUUCACAAGCUCGUGGAUGAAUGGGCAAGCAAAACUGUUGGAGCAGCACAAUUGAAACCAUCCUUAAACCAACUGAAGCAGUACCAGCAAUGGCUGGACCUGGAGCACAAGCCUACAUCCAGCAAUGAGGAGUCCAGUUCAGCAAGUCAAGGUUUAUCGGAAACAACAACAAAGUACAAAACUCCCCUGACUUGUGCGGCCCCCAUGGGACUGAUGUCCUCCUCAAUUCCCGCAGCCCUUUCUGAAGCAUCACAGUCUGGUUUAUUACCACCUUACAUGAUGCCCUUUUGUCAGUAUGCAGGAGUUUUCCCGACGCCAAAGUAUGGAGUACAGUGGGCUGGAGCUACGAUGCCCACCAUGGCUGGAAGUCAGCUGAUUACUCAGUCUGCCAGCAUGCAGAUAUUCCCGAUGUCCAUGCCGCAGCCUACCAUAAAGCAGUCUCAUUCCAACAUGAGGAUCACGUAG